CGCGUCGAGAGACGCGACGGAUCCAUUUGAUAUCAAACAAAACUCCAGGACCGCCACAGGAUCAUGGAAACCACCAUCGAUGGCCGACUGGAGAGCUCGUGGCUACGUGCCGGACUCUGACGAUGAUGAGGAGGAUGAGGACGUCGAUGUCGAUGCGUUGUCCAGAGAUGACAGUACUGACAUUGCUGAUUCUGGUUUAUUCACCCGCCAGACUAAGACCGGUCCAUCCGACAAAAGUACAUCUUCGCAACCCGGUACCUCCGCCACAUCAGACAGAGCACACAUUGUCGUUGAGAUUCCCUCUCAAAGAAGCGGUCGACUGAAUGAUGGGGCCGACACAGCCCAUUUUCAAAUAUCUUCCAAGAGUGUCACCACCUCUAGUGCUGCUGCUCGAAAGAACCACGAUGGCUCUGAGAAGGACGUAUCGCCACUGUCGUCUUCCAGCCAUGCAAAUUCGAUUGCCACCAGACUUGAAGCUGAACUUGAGAAAGGGCUGCAAACGGUCCAGGACAUACUGGGUGCCUUGGAGAAGACUGCUGAAGACGACACUGACAGCCCCCUGUCGUCCCUUCCCUCGUCAAUUGCGAAUUCUCCUCGACCAUCAUCCCCGGCCUUGGUAGGCUCAGCUGGCGUCGGGCUUGGGCAGGCUGAGGCGGCGAGCAACCAUGCAUUUCUGCAGGAAUCGGCCGGGCAACCUAUGAGACGAUCCUUUCGACCACGGGCUCCCAUUCAAGUGCAUCCUUAUGCUCUCGAAGAUGCCAAGUACCGGCAGACGUUAAAAUCCAGAGGUCUGAAGCCUGUGCGUUUGCAACAGAUCAUCUCAGAGGCGCACAAUACUUCGGAGGAAGAUUCCCAGGGCGCGGACACAUACGAAAGCAGCCAAACGAAGAAUUCAGAAACACAAAGCCAACCCUCGAGUCCGGUGGUCGACAAGGAAGACGAAGAUGAGUCGCAAAGCCCUGUCCGCGGAGUACGCCCACGUUUUACUGGGCCUCAAUUCUCAUUCGGGGAUGAUCUUCCUGACUUGUCGGAUUUCCUAGGAGGGACUGCAACUCAAGACUCGCGGAAGGCUCUAAAGAAAGUACGCCGCCCAAGAGGACUCCUGGAUGCCCGCGCUAUUAAUGAUUCGCGUAUAUACGACCUUCCCACGGAUGAGACCGUGUACGGAUCCAGAAUCGUGCCCCGACAGAGUCCAAGCUUUCAGAUUCCGCCUUCGCCACCUAGCUCGCGCGGCGCCUUAUUCUCUCAAGACGGUCCGCUUCCCGAUGUCAUUGAACAUUUACGCAGAGAUGAGACUCCAACACUUCUUCCUACUCCGUUGUUGUCUUCUGAGAGUCAUAGCAGGAAGAGAGCACGUAUUGAGUCUCUGAGCUCUUCUGAUUCUGAAAAAAUCGUUAUCAGCGAUGAUUCUCCCGCACAGUCAAGCGCGAGCGAAAGCUCUGGAGAUGAAUCAAAUGGCAUUCAACGGAUGCGGCGGAAGAUCAAGGGUGUCUUGCCGGCUUCCUGGCUCAAACUCGACGUCAAGGGCAAGAACAGCAAUCUGCCCUCACGGCAACACGCACGGUCACCGGUCAAGUCAGCUUUGGAGAAAGGCAUUGCCCAGCGCAUCUCGUCUUCAGAAGCCAGGAGGAAAAGCAACGUCAGGAGGCGCCCUUCGGAGACUGAUACCAUGGUCUUUACGGUGGCAGAGAGUGACUCUGAUGAGCCUCGCAUUCCCACUGCUGACGACUUCGACGACGACGACCUGAUGAUGCUGGAUUCUGAAGUUGUUGAAGACAACAGCAUUGAUGCAAUGCUCGCACCAAGGACUCGAAAGACCGUUCCAGGAGGAAAGCAGCCGAGACUGAGAAAGGCUUUGUCCGUAUCCUCUUCCAUGCCGAAAGCUAGACAAACGGGCGGGACGGGUGGACAGAUACACCACAGCGUGAACAGAUCGACUGGAACGAGAUCAAAGAGAGUCUCUCGCCCAAAAAAGAAGCACAAAAAGAGAAACGAAAAGCUGAAACCGACCGUGCUUGAUGCACCUGGUUUUCAGGACAAGGAGAUUCCUCUUUUCCUGAAAGUUGCGAGGAGGCGAGCAGGCCGUUCAGGGCACUUAAGGCCUCAAGAACCGUCCAAGAAGUUCUUCAGAUUGGCAACAGUGGAAGACACUUUGGAUGUGAACCACGAGCUGAUACAGUGGUGCACCCGGCAAAGCUCAACAACCCGUACUGGCGGCCAUGAGACGGCAGGCGUCAGCCGCAGCCCCUCGAGGCCGCAGCGCCGUCGCAGCACCGACAUGAGCCAGAAUUUCUCGCUCAACUCAGUAGACAAAGAUUCAACUGAACUCACCCAACUGAAACAAAGCACCAAAGCCACUCUUCAGCGGAUCCAAACCAACCAGUCUGGACUUCGAACUCGGCAGCCACAGCUUGACUCAAGCUCUCAGAGAAGGCCGAAUACUUUGGAAUGCUUCCAGCAGCGUCGUCUACGCCGUCCUCCUGCCCCUUCACCGCGGCUUGAAAACCUUUCAAGGAAUGCCACGCACCAUCAAGGAGUGUUGAACAUACCGCAGGAAAUCCCGCCGAUCGUGCGACUUGUACCUCAACAUCCGGCCAAACUAUCAGGGCAGCGGCUCACACCCAAUCCAACGACGCCUAGCAUCUCACCUUUUCAGAUACGUCGUCGUCCUCCAAGGAAGCUCCCUCCAAAAGCUCUUCAACCCCGGAGCCGCAAUAUCUCUCCUCCUGAUGGCCUCUCGAAUGCUCUGGCAGGCGAAUCUGCCGACCAUCACCCUUAUCAUCCCUCCGUUAUCAUAUCCCAGCUCAUAGAUAGCCCUCCCGGCCCUGCACGUUUAAAGGGUGCUACAUCUGUUACAUCUAUCGAGGCCUCAAUACUUGCACGGGGCGGUCUACAGAUCUUAGAGUCAGAGACGAAGGACACUGCUGCCCUCUUCGACCCUUCCCGAACCCUUUCUCCUAUCACGACGCCGAAGUCUGGACGCACACUAUCGUGUGCUAUCUGGUCUGAAGGAGUUCGAAUUAUUAUGCAAGAAACAUUUGGCGAGAUACGCUCGGCCAUAUGCAGCAACGACGGAAGCAGCAGGGACGAACACGAGUCUUUUAUCAUCAAGUGUGCAGCGUCGAUCGAGAGCAUCAUUAUCUAUAUCCAACAAAGUCUGUCGGUGUCUGGCGUACAUGAGUUGACUGUGGUUGUCACAUUCUUAUCGGCUUGCGUGAACAGCCUGCGCCAGGACAUCGAAUCCGUCAAUACCUCCAUGACCAAAUCACGUACUACAGGUACCUUACUGCUGUGGAACAGAGUGCUAAUUCUAGGCCAGCAAAUCCUCCAACUCAGCCGCGCCGGUGGCCUUGGAAAUACUGUCACAACGGAGAUUGUUGCAAGCAACGAGAAACUGGCUAACCUCGCAUGGUCGUUGGUUCUACAACCAGAAAUUACUGACAAUCUACUGGUCUACCUUGCCACACAAUCUGAGAGUCAAUUUGUCUCCGUGGCCGUGGAUUUCCAAGUUUGUGGGGCUGCGAUUGAGACCAUUAUCAUCUUGCAUCAAUUGCACCCAGGGCAUAGAUGGGUUACUCACCUGGAUCACGCGAUGUCAGCACUCUUUGUGGCCGGACCCGAACGAGAUUAUUCCGCAGAGAAAUUGGCCUAUACCAUCCUCAUUCUUGGAUGUGUGUAUUCGGUCACUGUACUCAAAGAUGGGAUUACAGGGGCCAUGGGAGCGUCUUUGGGCCUCCUGAAAUAUCCCGAUUUUUCUGUGCUCUCCCCUGCCAUGACGGAGUUUCUCAAGUACUUUGUGCAAGAAACCUCCCGAAGGGUAUCUCAGAGAAGAAAAGAGACAGGAAUGAUCAAGUUGGAGCAGUUUGGCCUCAUCGCAUUUCAGUGGUGCCUGGUCCUUGCACGCACUUCUCAUGCGGACGUUGCCGAUAACUUGUUGAAACAGCUGUUCAAGCUGUAUUCAGAAAAGUCCAACAUGCUGGAUUUCUUCUCGCCUACUUUGGCAGAGACUCCUCGAUUCCUCGAGCAACGAUAUCAGAUCUCACAACUAAGGCCAGAGGCAGGAGACACAGACUUUCACAUCUUCCUAAAGCUCACUGCUUUCACCCUUGGCUUACAGCCUGACGACGUCGGCGCUCAAAGUAACGAAGAACUGAGACGGCUGAAAUUGCGGAAGGUCUCUCUGGUAUUCAGUCUGCUACCAAACAACGGUCGCGGUGCUGGAGACGACAGACCCAUCCUUGUCGAAGAAUCCCACCCACUACCCAUCAAGGACCUCGGCGCUCUUGCUAACCGGUAUCAUUUGUUCUCCACCCUCUAUCAUUACGCGCCAGUCGGGGUCAAGCCGGAGAUAUCCAAGAUCAAAGAUCUGGUUGACUUUGGAAAUGCCCAUGACGCGGUGUGCACGCUUGCGCUUGAAUGCUGGGCUAGCACUGUCAGAUCUGCCCUCUCUCUCGUACAACCAGAGGCGCAGGUUGAACUCCAUAGGCUGGCUGUCUGGAUCUAUGACAUGGUCUUCAAGAUCAGCGACAAGUUGCAAACCAUCCCCCGUGUUGAUGGAACCCUUAACGGGGACGAUGAUAAUGACGAAGAACUCUUGGUGUAUCGACGGAACCGAGCAACCGCCAACUGGAGGCUCAUGGAGAUAGCAAAAGCAUGGGCCGAGGCUAUUGAGCUUUGCGUUUGUGAAUGGCAAGCCCGGUAUCUCAUGCUGGGCCCUCGAUUUGGCGAGCUUCUAGGUCUUUGCAAUGCGAGGAACGGCGGACGACUUGAUGACCUGGUUAUCAGCGCACUGUUUAAUGUGCUAGCAACAUAUCUCAAACAACUCUCAGGCGCCGACCUGGGUGCACUUAAGCAGGUUCGAGACGACUUUCGGGAAAUCCUUAUCAGCCACCUAUAUCGUGCCGAUCCGCCAGAGGAUGAGCUACUCUUGUCUUUGAUAGAUGCAUGGCACAAGCUCGCCCAGCUCCUGGUCGAGAGUGGGAACAAUACGUGGGAUGAUUACUUUUCCAUGUUCGCCUCCUACUCUCUUUGGCGGUUUGGUGGUCAGACAGAAUCAGCCAGACACUGUCGGGUGAUCAUGACCAGCUACCUUUUAAAAGACCGGGCCUGGGCGAGAUCUCACAUACGCCAAUUUCUCGCCGGCUGGCUGGCAGGUCUCCUGCGCCUAGACGCAGAAGUCAAGUUUGAGCACUUAGUGACCAAUUCGCUGCUUACAACAUUCGACGAUCUUCUUGAUUUCCGAUCUUUGAAGAGCACACUUGCAGGUGGAGACUCGGAUUUGAAGCUUACGCGAGAUGAACUUAUCAGACAUCGCCUGGAUAUUGUUCGCCAUGUGGUACGCAACAUUUACAACACGCGGGAUGCAGACGACUUGCUUCCAGCACCACAGUCAAGCGAUAUAGGACUAACGACGUCAAAUGCGGAAUGUCUUCUCGAGACUAUCACUGCUGCGCUAAGAGACUCGUGGACACGAAGUGUUGAAGGGAUGGAAAGACAAGACUGGACACGGUUCCUUGAUUCCGUUAUGCGCGAGAUCAGCAGGUACCCUUUUCGCCACUUCAAAAUCCCCGCGUGGUUUUCAGAUCGAGCCUCGUAUAAGCGUCACCACCUGCACGGGCUGUUUGUCAAUCGGGUAGAUGCGUCCACGUCAUUCAACGAAGCACGCGCCGUUGAAGAGUUCCGCCUCGCGUGCGAAAUGGCUACCGUCCAGAACACAAACAAAGAACUGGAGAAAGAGCUCGUCAUGACGUUUUCUGCCAGUGACCCUCAGUACAUUGACGACCAAGGAAACUUUCUGCUCGACAUUCCGACCCAGCUUUGUUUCAUGAAGGCGGUGUUUCCAGUGUACAUGGAACAUAUCCUAGACCCCCGUCAUCCAGCCAUGCUCCUUGGCCCUGUAGUGGUGACUUCGGCUACCGCGAUUCUCGACAGACUCGAAACUCGCAUUGACCUUGAAGAUCAGUCCCGUAUGGAAGAAUUCGCUCGGAUGAUGAUAGAGUUGAUGAAAACGGCCGUCAAGGCGCUGCAGUCAACCUCAUGCGAUGUUACAUUCGAGUUCGGCAUGGUAAAGAGAAUUCUCGCUCGUCUGGUCGAUCUCUGCGCCAAUGUCUGUACUCGCUGGGGUCAUCUCCACCUACUGUUCCAAGACUCUGCGGCGAUUCUUGCACUCCAGCCGCUAGUCCAGACAUACGGACUGUAUGUCUAUGAGUACGCCUGCUCCGCCAUCGGCCUCGACUGUGAGCCCACCGAUCCCGACUUCUGGCGGAAAUAUCCCAGUAGUCAGAUGAGGGCAGCCAUGAGCUUUGGCUUUGACCUGUCGGGCCUUGACUAUCCCGAGGGUCAAGACGUUGCGGCCCUCCGCGAGGGCGCCAGAGCCAACCUGGAAAGGGCGGCUCUGACGCUUUGGAAGUACGAUGGGCUGACCCGCACUGGGCCAGUCUGGUCAUAUAACUGGGAUGGCGUCAUCAAGAGCCUGGAGCCAGUCCCUCGCACGGACGAGGGCGACAUGCUCGAAGUCGGGGCGGCGGUGGCGGAGCUGGUGCGGGCGCUGGAGGUGCUGGGCGUCAAAUAGGGCAACCCCAUGGUCUCGCCAAUUGUGUAGGGUACAAUUGAUAUUGUUUUGACACCAUGGACAUUUGUUUCUCAUGUAGUCGUGCAUCUAUUACAAGGCCCAGUUUACGAUUUGGCCCAUGGCCGGUUGCGAAGCUAUCUUGGACGACUGGGGGAACUUUGACAGACAGUUUGAGUUUCUCAGGCAAAUAAAAGGCGCAGGGUGCGGACGUAAGGAUGAUGGCCACGAGAACAUAGAAAGCCACAGAGACGUAUCGCAUUAGCAUUGAUGCUGUAACUGACGGAUGCCAAUAUCAACACGCAUUUAGGCCAGUGAUUCUACUUCAGGAGAGCGUUGUUCUCAAUUAUGUCCUAUUAUAUCUACUUGGAUAUACCGUUG
Molecule: messenger RNA, 6949 nt
Organism: Exophiala dermatitidis NIH/UT8656
Lineage: Eukaryota; Fungi; Ascomycota; Eurotiomycetes; Chaetothyriales; Herpotrichiellaceae
Exons: 2
Coding region: 80-6571 (2163 amino acids)
Biological process (GO): replication fork processing; double-strand break repair via homologous recombination
Cellular component (GO): Cul8-RING ubiquitin ligase complex; nucleus
Source: RefSeq, a predicted model, not a curated record